UGUGCCAUGCGCGCGGUGUGCUGCUUUGUAACCGCUACUGAUUGAUACUGCAAUAAGUUCAAAAGUCUUCUGUGCAGACUGUGCUGAUAGUAAAUAAGUGAAGAAAAUAAGAACAAAACUCAUGCUUCGUCAUGUUGCGUUCCAAGAAAGAUGUCGAUCGGCAUGUGCGAGACAUCCUGUCUAAAGUCAAAAGUGACAACGAACGCAAGUUGAGAGGAUAUAACAUUGCUCGCUUCUAUCACAAUGUGGGAGAACACGAGAUUGCAAGUCGCUAUGUGAGUGAAUUCCUUGCUGUGAGGCCCAAAGCUAUUGAUGGGCAUCGCCUCCUGGGACAAAUACUUGAAGCCAAUGGGAAGAAAGAAAAAGCUGUUCUUGCCUACAAAACAGCUUAUGAGCUUGGGGAUGGACAGAAAGACUUGGUCAUUAAGAUAUGUGAGCUUUAUAGUGAGGUGCCCUGUGACGUGUCUGUCCUCAUGCACUGGGCUGAUGAAGGCCAAAGACUUUGCCCUCAUCACGAGGCCAUCACAAAACUUCGCUCCACCAUUAUUUCCAACUCUUCUGAGGCCAACUCAAAAGCUAAACUGCGAGACCUAUAUUUGGACCAAAUCAAGGUGAAUCCCGCAUCUGCUGAGCUGCAAAGCAACCUCGUUCGUCUGUACUUGGACUGGUCUUCUGAAGACCCCAAUAAACUGCAAGAAGCCUACAACUAUGUGCGCGACGUGGAGGCAAGACGGCCGUUCACUCACUCGCUGCUCUGGUAUCAGACGAUCAUCGAAGUUGCUGAUUGUCAUGAAAAGCAGAGUGGUAACAGUAGCUCGCUGGGUGUGGACUACCACUCGUGGGUGUUGACAGCUCUGGACAGACUUGUACAUCUCACUCUUUGUGCUGCCAGCUCCUCGUCUGUGUCGUCAAUCGUGGACUCAAAUCGAGAGUCAUACCUCACAGAGGCUGCUAAUCUUCUGCAGAAAUUUGACAACAAACUGGCUGCUGUGAAAAAGCUAGGAUGUGGACCAGAGCUAGAGCAAGCCAUGGCUGGUCAGCUCUUCUUCCACUUGGCUCAGUAUGUGAUGAUCAGUGCUAAGAGGACAAGUUUCCCACUGAACCCCAACUCUGUGUCAUGCUUGCUGCUGCACGCGUGCGCGUCGCCGGCGCCCGACGCCAGCAGACACUGUUACCUGCACCGACUCGCGGCGUACAGGUUGUCUCAAGGCUACCACAUCGUGCAUAGCCUUGCCAAGGACGCAGGCACUUCCCCUACCACGCUCCUUAACAAGGUGCGUCAGCAGUGUGGUAAUCGCGAAAGCAAAGAAGAGGCUUUCCGUGCAGUGUUCGGCAGCCGCGUUUCGUCAGACCAGAGUUACUUCCUGCAUCACUCAGGCUACGGCGAACAGGAACUCGCCAUCCCUAGUGCUGAUGAAGCUAAAUCUUUUGACCAGACCGUUUGUGUCAACGAAAGCAGUCAAUUGCGGGAAGUUCUCUGGCUUUAUCUGCAAGGCAUUCUUCGUAGAGCUUCAGCUUCUGCCUCUCAAGGCAACAAUUCGCUCAAUGUGAGCAACCUCAACUCGAGCUCUGUUGGGAACACCAGCAUCAGUAGUGGUGGUGGCGGUGGUGGUAACCUCAACUCCUUGAUGAACAGUGCACUCAAGAAGAACCAGCCAUACUUUCCUCAUAAGCUUUUUGAUGGUCUCCAGUUUGCAACGUCUCACCUCAAUAGUGCUGUUCCUGACUCACUCAGCCAUUUAGAUCUUCUAGCGUUCUUGGCCGCCACCAUCUACUGCCAGUUGGAGAAUGGAGCGUGCAGUGGCAGUGUGCGUAGUGCCGUGUGCAAGACGAGCGUGUGUAGUGGCUGGCUGCUGCAUACACCGCAACAGGAGGAAUGGUGGAGUGCUGCUCACGAUUUAUUUGUGAGCUCAUCUCGGCGUUCGGCACUUGCUAAAGGCAUCGGGAAAUGCCGUCAGGUCGUGCAACGAGGUUUGGAAGCCAUUCGGUUAUUGGCUGGUGGUGGCAUCUCCGUGCCUCUGGCUGUGCAUAUUGCUAACUGCUUCACUCAUUGGGCAUCUUGUGCUGCUGAUGAAGAUGAAGUUAGCAUCUCCGAAAUAACGGCUCUGGAGGAGAGAGCUGAGCAUUGUUGGCAAAGGGUCCUCUCGCUAUGCAGCCGAAACAAUGCCAAUGGAACCUCUCACAUACCAAGAAAUCAACUGUUUGAGACUGCACGCCAUGGCAUGGGAUCUCUAAAGCUUGAUGAAGUUGAAGAAGAAGGCCGCUUGUUUUUAGCCAAACGUCUAAUCAAAUCAGGACGACGUCAGGAGGCUCUUCAGUCCUUGGGUCAAUUGAAGUCUCCAGAAGCUGCUUUCCAGCGCGCCUUAGUGUACAAGCAACAGGCCAGUGAAAUGGUCAGUGCUGUGAGCGGAAAUUUGAGCCUCUUCACGCCUGAGCAACGUGGUCAACACACUCUGUACCUAACACAGGCUAGAGACACUCUCUAUCUCACGCUUGACAGACUACGAAUGCCAGGCGUGGAUCGUAAUCAUCCUCUGAAUGCAACUCUCAGUGCAGAAAUGGCGAACGUUGAACGUGCUCUCACGUCCAUCACAGCAAAUUUAAUAAAUAAUUCAUUCCACGAGGGAGAUGGCGAGUCUGAAGUAGAGCCACUGUCGCCCAUUCACCACGGACACGACCUGAGCCUUGGUGGCGAGAGUAUCAUUGAUGGAUGUCACGCGAUAUCAGGCACGCCUGCUCGCGGUGGAAGAGCCAUGUCCACUCUAAGGGUUGAAGCUCGUCCGAGCCCUGAACGUUUGGACGCACAAGUGCGUCACCUCACUACCGUACAGGAGCAAACCUUACAGAAUUUAUGUGAGCAGAACUCGGCCCUGCGGACGCACAACGCGGCUCUAAGGGAAACUUGCAACACUGUUGCUACUCAAGUGAAGGAAAAUGCGCAACUCUUUCGAAGCAUUCUCGAACAAAAUAAAUCUAUGUCGAUGGAUUGUUACAGCCAUAUCCUAACUCAAGUUAAAGGCAUAUCAGGGUCUGUAGAUGAGUUGGUUGGCGAAGUUCAAAAACUCAGAAAAGAGAUGAUGGAAGUCAAGAGCGCUCUUCAUAAACGUCCUGACGACGCUGAUGGGCGUGGCGACGGAUUACCUGCUCAUCCAACACCACCUCCACACCAGAGCAUGCUGUCGCAGCUGUACAUGGGGUGCUACGCGGGGCAAGUUGGGGCCGCAGGAGUGCCUCAUCCUCUCACUUCUCACCUCCUCCCGCCCCACUCUGCCAUGCUGCCUGGUCAUGCUCCUCAUGGCUCUCCAUUCUUACCUCCAGCUACGCUGGCAGACGCCUCGUACUUGAGCAGCUCGAGCGCAGCUGGGGUGCACAUGAGUCGCCUACUGGGAGGCGUGAACACGUCUGUUGCAGACCCCCCCUCCCCCCUGCCCUCGUCCGUCUCUGCUCGAGUUCACUUCCAGGACCUUCCAGCUCUUGCUUCUCCGCUGCCUGUUGCGUCAGCAGCUGCAAGUAGCAGUACCUUGUCCGGGAUUCUUUCAUCACCGUACCUCGGCACGUCAAGCAUCACAGGCAGCAGCACGUCUGCUCCUCACAACUAUCAAAUUCCUCUGCCUGCGACGUCCUUCGCUGGAGCCGUUCCUCUUCCGCUGCACACUCCUGAUCGGUCGUCAAGUCUGAUCCCAACGUCUGGUUUGCUGGCCAGCGUGCCUCCUCCGAUCUAUUCUGCCGUGACUCCGGGCAAUUCACCUCAUCCUGUUUCUCAUCACGGUAGCGCUGUUGCAGCAUCUUCAUUCACAGCCUCUUCUGCUAGUCCCUUGCAAACCAUGUUUUUGGGCAGCGCUGGGCUCGUGCCAGUAACCACUGCUUCCGUGACAGACGCACCUCUUACUGGGAAAAUAAAAUCAAUUCCUCAACGAGUACAGAAAAUUUCUGAAAAUGGUUUGGAUAAUUCAACAGCUGUGACUGAAGUUUCAGGCUUGAGCAACACGAGCAACGAAUAUUAUCAUGAUGACGGCCAUGACCCAUGUCCUGAUUUUGUUCCCGUGGUACCGUUGCCCGCCAAAGUCGAGGUACACACUGGAGAGGAGGAUGAACAAGUUCUUUUUGAAGACCGAGCCAGGCUUUACCGCAUUGUUGCCAAGGAGUGGAAGGAACGCGGUACCGGUGUCAUCAAAAUUCUCCACAAUAGUCCGAAAAAGUCAGUACGUGUACUCAUGCGACGGGACCAAACCUUCAAAAUCUGUGCUAAUCACUUGAUAACUCCAAGCAUGUUGCUCAAGAAGCUACCCAAGCACGACAAUGCUUGGCUUUGGGGCGCUCAGGACUAUGCUGACGAACAGCUUGCAUCCGAAACUUUUUGCUGUAAAUUCAAGACAGAAGAAAUUGCUUCUCGAUUUAAUCGAGCCAUCAUUGAGGCUAAGAUGCUUGCGACUGAGUAUAUGAAAGACACUUCAGUUUCAUCAGAAGUAACUAGUGCUGCAAGUGUAACCACUGAAACCUUGAAGCCGUUGUCUGAACUUUUCAAGAAGGCACCAGGAUCUUGGACUUGCUCCUCAUGUUUUGUUGUCAACACGGCGGAGUCAUCUCGUUGCAUUGCCUGUACUUCGCCUAAUCCCAGUGCUCCAUUUACAUCUGCUGCUACAUCUUCAGAAGCUGCAGUUGACUUGUCCAAUGCUGGUGGUUUCAAGUUCGGCUUUCUCUCGAGUAAUUCUACCGCUGCUUCUCCAAUAUUUUCGUCAGUGUCUCCAGCCAAAGCAUCUGGUAGCAUCACUUUUGGUGUCAGCGGGCAGGCUGGUGUGAAACCAAGUCCUUUUUCAACACCUACUCCUGGCCUCUUCUCUACACCUCUUGGAAACAAUAAACCAUCGACUGAAUUUAAGAAGGAAGAAUCUUCUAUCAGCCUUUUUGUGACGCCCAAGUCUGAGAUAAACACCCCAGUUGCUGCUUCUUCGUUGUCCUCUUCAAGUAUCUUUAACACUCCGAAUCGGACAUCUAUCUUAUCCACCCCUACGUUGUCGUUACCUACGUCAUCAACUGGCGUCAUGCCUUCUGCUAGCAGUUUAUUUGGUACUCCGGUCACAGGCAGCGUGUUCUCAGUGGCACCUUCUUCAUCUCUUAUAUUCUCGCAAUCAACAUCUCAAGUCCCGAGCGUCACCAGCGCCGUGACGACAUCAGCGGUGGCCCAGAGCAAGACUCUGUUUGGAGGAUUCUCCUUCACCAGUGCGCCGACAAUGGCACCACCCAAAGAACAAGAGAUCAAGAAGGAAGAGGAACCAAUCAAAAAGCCAAGCAUCUUUUCUUCAUUCACAUUUGGUUCAAGCAAUACGGACAGUGGCAAAUCAUCUACAUUCAGUUUCAAAACAGACGGAAGCAAUUCGAAGGAUGCAGCUGCUCAGAGUGUAGCUAUAUUGUCAAACUCGAAUAUUAAUGAAGCUCUAACUUUUAGUGCCCUAGCUGAUGGCUCCAACUUGCAGGCUGCUGAUGUUUUCAAGACCAAAGAUCUAAAUGCUUUCAAACCUCAACCACUUUUCAUAGGUAAAAACACCUCAGUGAGCGGGAACGAAAGCUCUGAAAAGGUUGAAGAGUAUGAGCCUGAAGUGCAUUUUGAACCCGUUAUCCCUCUGCCUGAGCUGGUGCAAGUAAAAACAGGAGAAGAGGAUGAAGAGCAACUGUUUUGUGAACGGGCCAAACUAUAUCGUUGGGCGGAGGCCACUAAAGAAUGGAAGGAGCGUGGACUGGGAGACGUUAAAAUUCUUUCUAAUGAAAACACUGGCAAAAUUCGGCUGCUCAUGAGGCGUGAAAAAACUCUCAAGAUAUGUGCAAAUCACUACAUCACACCUGAUCUCACCAUCAGCUUCAGGAGUGACUCUGACAAAGCUUUAUCUUGGAUUGCAAACGACUUUGCUGAAAGUGAAGUCAUCCGUGAAAAUUUCACCAUUAAGUUCAAGACACCUGAGCUUGCAAACAACUUCAAAGUAAAGUUUGAAAAUGCCCAGCAGAUGUUGCGUGAGAAAGCUGUUCCGUCUUCGACACUGACUGAAGACAGCAAAUCCCAAGACUCGGUCACAAAGGAUGCUUCCAACACCAAACCUCAAUCAUCCAAGUCGCUGAUGGAUAUGUUUAAACCAGCUGCAGGAUCUUGGGAGUGCGAUACCUGCCUUCUGAGAAACAAUGCCGAUUCGGUGACAUGUGCUUCUUGCCAGUCUCUCAAACCUGGCACAUCGGCUGCAGAGGUUACUGUCAAACCAAGUAAAGAUGCUGUUCAAACAUCCAUUUCUUUUGGCAUUCCGUCAUCAGCUUCAGCGUCUGCUACCAGUUUCACUCCGGCUUUCAAAUUUGGCCUUGCCAGUGGCCCUACUCCAGCAUUCUCAUUUGGAUUGCCCACUACGUCAACGUCCACUAGUGCUUCGUUAUCCUCAGCUGCUCCUGCCAAUUUCUCUUUUAAACCCACGCCCGUUGUUGCAAACAACGAAAAUUCGGACACGCCUGAGGCAACAGAAGACAAGUCUAAUUUUAAAUUUGGUAGCCCUGAGAAGUUUGAAUUUUCAUUCAAACCGCGGCCUCCUCGCUCACGAGAUGUGAGCCAUUGCGAAUCUGAAGAUGGAGUUGUGGAAGAAGAUGAGGGAGAUCAUCUCUACUUUGAGCCCGUGGUGCCACUACCGGAUAAGGUGGACGUGAUCACCGGAGAAGAGGACGAGGAAAUCCUGUACUGUCACCGCGCUAAGCUGUUCAGGAAAGCGGGACCUGAGUGGAAGGAGCGAGGUCUUGGUGACAUUAAAAUACUCAGGCAUCGCGAGACCGGCCGCGUGCGUCUCUUGAUGAGACGCGAGCAGGUUCACAAGAUCUGCCUAAAUCAUCACCUGACAGAGGCAAUCAAGUUGAACGAAAAAGAUGAGAAGUCAUUUUACUGGGUAGCUCAGGACUAUUCAGAAGACCCGCCAUCACUUGAGACCUUCGCAAUCCGUUUCAAAACUCCCGACAUCGCUCAGGCGUUCAAAAAGGCGGCUGCCGACGCCCUGAAUGGAGUAGCGGCUCCGGCUGCUGCUGUCAAUACUUCAGUGGCUAAGAGUGAUGUCCAGGAGAAAUCAACGAGCAAGGAUCAAGCAGAUGGUUGUGUCCUGUCCUCAACUACUCAGCAAGAGUCGUCUCGUCUUGCUCUCGCUCGCAAACUCCUUCUUCCUGACGAUUUCUUUGCCUUCGAAGAAGCCGAGCGUCGAUGCAGCGGCUGCCUAGGCUGCAAAGUAGACACCCUUCCUCCGUUCUUAGAGCCUGAAACUCCUGCUGGAAAUGUGCUGAAAGACUUCCCUCGUGACGAGUUUCCGAGCGCUACCACACCAUCGUUCGCUGCUCGUUCCGUUUUCGGCACUAAGGCUAGUGACUCAGUCCUGGCAAAACCACUUUUUGGGUCCACUCCAAGCGUGAGCUCCGCAUCUCUCUCCUUCGGCUCAGCUCCGCCGGCUAGAAGCUUGUUCGGAGGAGCAAACGCUGAUGAGCAAAAACCUUCAAGUUCUCUGUUUGCUGGCCCGUCUGUCGGUUCACUGUUUGGAGGAGCAACCACACCUUCAGUUUCUGCCAACUCGGUGUUUGGCGGUGCUAGUACAACACCGAAUUCUGCUUCUAAGGGAACUGUUUUUGGAAAUUUGAACCCUUCGUCCACAGGCGGUCAGACACAAUCUCCAUUCUUCGGCGCGCCUUCUUCUAGUUCCGUAUCUGGUGAUGCGCCAUCAACCACAUCAAAACCGUCUCUGUUCGGUGGAGCAUCGAGUCUUGCUGGCAAAACCAGCUCAGCUUUAGCCAGCAACUCUGUGUUCAGUGAAAUCGCCACGUCAUCCUCCGCAUCAGUUUUCGGCGGAAGCAUUACGCCAUCCUCCACAUCAGUUUUCGGCGGAAGCAUUACGCCAUCCUCCACAUCAGUUUUCGGCGGAAACACCACGUCAUCCACCGCAUCAGUUUUCGGCGGAAGCACCACGUCAUCCUCCGCAUCAGUUUUCGGCGGAAGCACCACGUCUUCCUCAGCGUCUAUUUUUGGUGGCGGCCCCGCUGCCAAUUCCGGUUCAUUGUUUGGAGGAAUCAGCAAAUCUGGCACAUCGCUUUUUGGAGCUCCAGCUACCUCAGCCUCAUUAUUUGGCGGCUCUUCAGCCUUCGGUGCAAGUACAGCUCCAACUUCAUCAUCGCCCUUCAGUGAUACCUCUAAAGCCGGCUCUCUCUUUGGUAGCCUUGCAGUUACCGUUUCUGCUGCAUUGCCUAGCAAUAGUUCAACUGUGUUUGGUGGUGCAACUGCUGGAACAACUGGAGGGAGCCUAUUUGGAGGGGCCUCUUCAACUGAAGGCAAAGGUUUGAUAUCAUUUGCUGAUAUACCAGCUGCUACAGAAGGAUUCGCGUCAAAGGCCCCUACAGAUAUGUCAGCGUGGCAGUCGAAACCAUUAUUCGCAUCCUUCAAUAAAUCGAACAAUCAGAGUAGAGAUGAUAGCGUUGAUCAAACCCAAAACGAAGAAGACGAUUCUCAUGAUCCACAUUUCGAACCUGUUAUUCCCAUGCCUGAUCUUAUUGAAGUAAAAACAGGCGAAGAAGACUUGGAAGUUGUGUACUCUCAUCGAUGCAAAACGUUCAGGUUCGAUAACAACACAAAAGAAUGGAAAGAAAGGGGUCUUGGAGACAUCAAGAUCUUGUACGACCCUAGUAAUCAGAAGUUUAGAAUACUUCAACGACGUGAGCAAAUCCACAAACUAGCUGUCCAUCAUUAUUUAUUGCCGGGGCAAAAAUUGACGCCUCUAGCUUCUUCUGACACUGCCUGGUGCUGGUACGCCCACGAUUUUAGUGAAGUAGCACAAGGCUCGCAAGAACAAUUGGCUGCCAAGUUCAAAAAUUCUCAAAUUGCUGGUGAGUUUAAAGCCAAAUUUGAGGAGUGCGUUUCAAAAGUUGAAUCACUGAACAACAGCAGCUUUUCGACUCCAGCCGAUCUUCUAAAGAAUGACUCCUCUCCUGCAUCUAAUGGCGGUGCUGCUACUGCCGCCGCGGACACUUCCACGAAGAGCAAACUCGUUUCAGGAAGCGUCCAACCACCUAAGUUUGUCGAGUCCGAGACGGAGUCUUCUGAAACGGGCGAAGAUGAUGAAGACGACGAUGAUUAUAUCGACAGCAGCAUCAUGUUUGAAAAGUCAUGUCAGCUGGAGAAGCGCUUAGGCGAAAACUGGGAUGAUCUUGGCACGGUUAUUCUUCGUAUUGUAUACGAGUCUGACUCGGACGGCGCGCGCCUCAUGGCGACUGAUGAAAGUGACCUCCUACUCCUGGAUCACGUGCUAACUGCCGACCUCGCUUACGAUGACAUCGAUGAGUGUAUCGUGUCGUGGGCUGCUCUCGACCUCUCCACUCAGCCUGCCUGCCACGUGAAACUUCGAGCCACCUUCCAGGAUUACGAUGAUAAAGAAAUUUUCAUCGGAACCUUGGAGGAGGGUCGAGAGUUCGCCAACAGGGAUGGCGUGAAUGAAGGAUCUUGUGGCGAGCCUGUCGUGAGGGCGUGUGAUCCCGAGCUCGCAAGUGUAAUGGCUCAAUUGUUGAAAUCGAUUAAAGAAUAAUAGCUGAGCGGCCAAUCACGAAGCCACACGCAAGUUUCCUGGUUCGCCAUGUUGGGACCUGCGUCGUCUGGUCUUGUGGAAAGUAGAUGCAUACUUGUAUUUAAUCUUACUGCUGUUGUUCAGUGAUUUAAAUUUGUUCAUUAAAUGACAAUUUAUUUCUUAAAAGUAUAGCUCACUCGAGAGAAGUAUCUGCCAAGGAAUAGCGCUGAAAGCAUCAUGACAGUCCUGUUGAUAACGCGUCGAGAUUUGUUAAUUUUAUAUCGUCUCUCUAAUGGUCUUCAGUUUUAAUUGACGCUCCUGAUAAAUAAUUCUAUUACAAGCCAAAUCAAUUGAUCUGUAUUCAUCUCCUGUAUGAAAACAUUGGAAAAAUUCCCCUCUCACUCCUAACCGUUGCGUUACUCAACCUGAUGUGAUGCUCAUAUAUUAAUCGUUGCUGAUAUUGUUUUGGGUUUUCCUAAUCGUCGUUUUAUCGAGACGUUGACACGUGGUGGUAUAUAUUUUCGUGCGAACAUUUUACUAAAUUUUCGCGUAUCACGUUUGAAAAAACACCUUGUCUCUUUUUAUAGUGUUACAAUGAACCUCAUUUGCAGUUUUUCGAAGACCUUUUAUUUCAACCUUUUAAAGAAAGGGCAUUCUUUUCCUUGGAAACUGUCAGGAGACCUUAACCUCCUGCCAGUUUCAUGGGGCGUAGAAGAACCUUGUGUUAGGAUUAUGUGUAGCCAUUUGUGUUGGAGUAGUAAUUCUAAAUGUAGUGCGUGGUACCAAUAAACAUUGUGCUUCGAUUCAAA
Hyalella azteca is the source of this 10363-nucleotide messenger RNA. It is a transcript of the gene Nup358, whose product is annotated as E3 SUMO-protein ligase RanBP2. Bases 132 to 9575 code for a protein of 3147 amino acids. Lineage: Eukaryota; Metazoa; Arthropoda; Malacostraca; Amphipoda; Hyalellidae. The transcript has 20 exons. The record is from RefSeq and is a predicted model, not a curated record. Gene Ontology annotation, cellular component: cytoplasm; nuclear pore. Gene Ontology annotation, molecular function: protein binding; GTPase activator activity. Gene Ontology annotation, biological process: nucleocytoplasmic transport.